Molecule: messenger RNA, 1796 nt
Organism: Cuscuta campestris
Lineage: Eukaryota; Viridiplantae; Streptophyta; Magnoliopsida; Solanales; Convolvulaceae
Source: the annotation of a GenBank genome assembly
GAUUCACCGUCCCUCCAUCUCCAUUUCCAUUCCAUCAGGCAGAAUGAUGGGAGAAGAUUCAGGUAUGUUCAAUGUCUCUCAAACAAUUGGCAAUGUUCCGUGCUGCAAAUGUGGUGUGCCCAUACAGCCCAAUGCUGUCAAUAUGUGUGCCCGUUGUUUACGCUCGGAGGUUGAUAUAACUGAAGGGUUACAGAAACAUGUCACCAUUACUUACUGCCCGGAUUGUGAAAGCUAUUUACAGCCUCCUAGAACUUGGAUUAAAGCCCAGCCUGAAUCCAAAGAUCUUCUAACAUUCUGUGUGAAGAGGCUGAAAUCUUUUAAUAAAGCUCGAUUGGUGGAUGCCGAGUUCAGCUGGACCGAGCCUCAUUCCAAGAGGAUCCAAGUCAAGCUUAAAAUUCAGAAAGAAGUUCUGCAGGGGGCAAUCCUUGAACAAACGUAUAUUGUUGAGUUUGUCGUCCACUAUCAGUUGUGCGAACCUUGCUCACGUAUUCAGGCCAACCCUGACCAGUGGGUGGCCGCAGUGCAGCUCAGGCAGCAUGUUUCUCACAGGAGAACUUUCUUUUAUUUGGAACAGGUCAUUCUUAAGCACAAUGCUGCUUCUCGGGCCAUACUUAUAAAACAAAUGACCCAGGGGGUGGAUUUCUUCUUUGGAAAUAGAAGUCAUGCUCUGAAGUUUGUGGAUUUUGUGGGUAAGGUGGUGCCUACCAGAAGUCGUAGCGACAAGCAACUUGUGUCUCAAGACGGCAAGAGCAAUACCUACAAUUACAAGUAUACAUUUUCCGUUGAGAUCUCUCCAGUUUGCCGUGAAGACCUCAUUUGUCUCCCACAAAAGCUGUCUGCCAGUUUGGGAAAUCUUGGCCCGCUUGUGAUCUGCACUAAAGUGACCAAUAGCAUUACUUUGCUGGAUCCGUUCACUUUGAGGCACUGUUUUCUAGAUGCUGAUCAGUAUUGGAGGGCAUCAUUUAAGCCUCUACUCACAAGUAGGCAGCUUGUGGAAUAUAUAGUUUUGGAUGUUGAACUUGUGUCUUCUGAAGUUACUGUUGGUGGUUCGAAAUAUGCUAUGGCUGAUGUCCAAGUAGCUCGUCUAUCAGAUUUCGGCAAGAAUGACAUAAUGUUCACGGUAAGAACACAUAUAGGCCAUCUUUUGAAAUCCGGGGACAAUGCCUUUGGUUAUGAUCUAUAUGGAGCCAACAAUAACGAUAUCCAGUUGGACAAAUUCAAAAGUUUUUCCCUCCCUGAAGUGAUUUUGAUAAAGAAAAGCUAUGAAGAAAAGCGGCAGAGGAAGAGGGGCAAGCCUCGUCCAUGGAAGCUCAAGUCACUUAACAUGGAAGUUGAUGACACCGGCAGAGCGAAAGACAACAAAGAGAAGGCAAUUUCAGAGUAUGAACGGUUCUUGGAAGAGUUGGAGGAGAACCCUGAGGACAUAUUUAACUUGUCACUGUACCGCAAUAAGGAAUAUCAACCCUCGGAAAUGGCAUCCGCCAGUGAUGACGAUGAUUUCCCUGCAAUCCCUCUGGAGCAACUUGCUCAUCUUCAAUUAAGUGAUGACGAUGAUGAUGUUGGCCAUGAAGGUGUCAGUAUGGCAGAGUGAAGUUGUGCUAUCUCUUUCAAGAACUUAGGAGUUCCAAAGAUGGUCAGCUUUUUACCAUUUCAAACUUGUUUGCAGAAGCUUGUGUUUUUUUGUUCUGUUAAGACCCACAUUUGUGUUGAACUCUUUGCAUGUUUAGUGUUGCAUGUUAUAUGAAAACUCCUUUGGGUUACUUUCUUUUUCACAUGUUUGGUUGAGGGGUGUUUGG